Molecule: messenger RNA, 540 nt
Organism: Lactuca saligna
Lineage: Eukaryota; Viridiplantae; Streptophyta; Magnoliopsida; Asterales; Asteraceae
Source: the annotation of a GenBank genome assembly
AUGUCAGAAUCAUCACGAAGAAGGAAGAGUAAAGAAUCAAAGACGACAAAGAAAACAAAGUUGAGAUACGUAGAGCAUGAGCAUGAACAACUUGAAGAUGAAAAUGACCUGGAAGUGGGUGUCGAGUUCAGGGUGCAUGAUCCUACCAUCAAGUGGAACCAAAUGAAGCCUACAGUUGUUUUGGUUGAUGAGUUGGGUGUUGAGGGUAGAAGGGGUCUAGUUGUCAUUUCAGAUCAACAAAAGGGUGUAGAUGUUAAUGAGAUUGAAAAUUACUUGGAAGCAGAAUGGGAUGUCAUACACGACCUUGUGCCACUAGUGCAAAGGGAAGUUGCUAUACAAGAUUUAGAUGCUAAUGCUUGGGUUAGUGAAGAUUAUGAGGAAACUAAUGGGGAGAAUGACUUCAUUGAAGAUACACAAGUUGUUGGGAGUCCUAGGAAAAUGAAGAUUUAUGAGAAGAUUGUGAAGAUCAAGAUGAAGAAAGCAGUUUAUGAUAAGGAUGGACGGGGUUCUAGUAUUAAGAAACCAGUUAAUUUGGAGUAG